CCCAACCUGCUGGGCAGGCAGCCCGGGUGCCAAGAAGGACGGAGGAGGUACAGGGGGUCAGCUUAGCUCCCGGGGUUCCCUGUGGGCCCCACCCCGUCACCCUCUAUUGCCCUUGAAGCUCCAGUCUUUUCCUCUCCUGUUCUUCCCCUUGGCUCCCUCUCCACCUCUCCCCGGGUCUGGCUCGGAAGCCUGCCCUCCACCUGCCUCUCUCAACCUCUCUUUCCCCAUGAGCACCCCACAGGGCUUCCGCAACCCCUUAUCUUUCUUGCCAUCUCCAUUUCCUUCCCCCUCUCCCUCCUAGCCACCUUCCCACUUUCCUGUCUUCUCUCUCUCCCCCCCUCAGCUCUCUCCAUCGCCUGUCUCACCCCAGUUCUCCUCUCUCUGCUCCCUGGCCGUCUCUUCCUUCUCCACAAUGUCUCUGUCUCUCCUCCUCCUCACCAGCCCCCUUCCCCCCACCUCACCCUGACUGGGCAGCAACAACAAACAUCCCUCUGGCAGGCCCGCCGAUCCCUUCCCACUCAGCACAUUCACUGCCGCCUCCUGGCCAUGGUCGCAGCCGGGUGCCAGCUUCUCAGCCUCCCCAUCUCUGCCUCAGUGGGACCCUGCCUCGCCCUGGUCACUCUAACACUCCCCAGCCCAGGCCCAGCCCUCAGCCCCACCCUCCCUGGCAUCCCCUCCCUCCCCAGACCCUGGUUCUCCCCUCCUAGGCCUCGAAAAGCCCCCGUCUUGUUUCUGUGGCUGCCCCCUGCACCCUUCCCAGCUGUCUCACCAGAAACCAGCCCUAACACGCCAGAGCCCCAUCUCUCAGGUCGGCCUCCUGCCCUCCUCCCUCCCUCCCUCCCUCCCUCCCUCCCUCCCUCCUGCCUCAGCCCCGCCCCAGCCCCUGGGGCCCUCCCUGCUCCCGCUCCACUCCGCUCCCCGCCCCUCUGGACUGGCUGGGCAGGGCUGGGCCCGGCCGGUCGGUCGACAACGCAGAGGCUGGGGCAGGCAGAUCAGAGGGAGCUGAGGGAGGCCUGACCUGAGGCCGGCACCCGGAGCUGGUGGGAGCCAGACCCAGAGCUCCCGCGGCCGCCCCUUCCCUGGGCCAGGUCAUGCGCUGCCCCAAGUGCCUUCUCUGCCUGUCAGCACUGCUCACACUCCUUGGCCUCAAAGUGUACAUCGAGUGGACAUCUGAGUCCCGGCUCAGCAAGGCCUACCCCAGCCCCCGGGGCACCCCGCCAGGCCCCACGCCAGCCAACCCUGAGCCCACCCUACCUGCCAACCUCUCCACCCGCCUGGGCCAGACUGUCCCGCUGCCCUUCGCUUACUGGAACCAGCAGCAGUGGCGGCUGGGGUCCCUGCCCAGUGGGGACGGCACUGAAACGGGGGGCUGCCAGGCUUGGGGGGCCGCCGCCGCUGCUGAGAUCCCUGACUUCGCCUCCUACCCUAAGGACCUCCGCCGCUUCCUGCUGUCAGCAGCCUGCCGGAGCUUCCCACAGUGGCUGCCUGGAGGUGGUGGCGGCCAAGUCUCCAGCUGCUCAGAUACUGAUGUCCCCUACCUGCUAUUGGCCGUCAAGUCAGAACCAGGGCGCUUUGCAGAACGACAGGCCGUGAGGGAGACGUGGGGCAGUCCAGCUCCAGGAAUCCGGCUGCUCUUCCUGCUAGGGUCUCCGGUGGGUGAGGCGGGGCCUGACCUAGACUCACUAGUGGCCUGGGAGAGCCGUCGCUACAGUGACCUGCUGCUCUGGGACUUCCUCGACGUCCCAUUCAACCAGACGCUCAAAGACCUGCUGCUGCUGGCCUGGCUGGGCCGCCACUGCCCCACCGUGAGUUUCGUCUUGCGAGCUCAGGACGAUGCCUUUGUGCACACCCCUGCCCUGCUGGCUCACCUGCGGGCCCUGCCACCUGCCUCAGCCCGAAGCCUCUACCUGGGUGAGGUCUUUACCCAGGCCAUGCCUCUCCGGAAGCCAGGAGGACCCUUCUACGUGCCCGAGUCCUUCUUUGAAGGUGGCUACCCAGCCUAUGCAAGCGGGGGUGGCUACGUCAUUGCCGGGCGCCUGGCACCCUGGCUGCUGCGGGCAGCAGCCCGUGUGGCACCCUUCCCCUUUGAGGACGUCUACUCUGGCCUUUGCAUCCGAGCCCUGGGCCUGGUGCCCCAGGCCCACCCAGGCUUCCUCACAGCCUGGCCAACAGACCGCACUGCGGACCACUGCGCUUUCCGCAACCUGCUGCUGGUACGGCCCCUGGGCCCCCAGGCCAGCAUUCGGCUCUGGAAACAACUGCAAGACCCAACGCUCCAGUGCUGACUCUUGGUGGGGAGGGCGGAGGUGCUGACCUGGCCUGGGCCCUGGCCUGGGCCUCUGGGGCCUGCCCCUGGCUCAGCCCCUCCUUCCAGGUCUUGAUGGGAGGGAGGAGGGCCCAGAAGCUAGACAACUUAAGCCACUCCUUGGCCUCCCCAGCCAGGGGCCUGGGCAGGAAAGAUGGGGUGGUGGACUGUUUUUGCCUACUUUUUGUUUUUGAAAAACAUACACUCCCCACUCUGAGGCCUGGGGUUGUUUUUGCAUCUGUGGGGCCCUGGAGUGGUGGGAAGCAGGGCUUGGCUACACCCUGACCUUUAUCCUGGAUGCUCCCCUGCACCCUUGCUAGGCAGGGCUAGCUCCACUGGGCUCCCCAUCACUCUGCUGGACAGCAGGCUUGCCCCAUUCUGUGAGAGAACCAUCUCUGGAGGACCCCCCACCCCCAUCCUGUCUGCUGGAGCUAACCUUCCAGCUUGCAGAAGUUUCCAGGGGAAGUAGGUAUCUCAAGGGCCUUGACCUUAUUUAUCUAAGGUGGAGAAGCUGGGGGUGGCCUCAAAUCACCCCCAAACUCCAGGAAACAGAGACCAGAGGUGGUAGAGAGCCAGGCGCAGAGAUGCAGUUUAUUCGUGACCUCUGCUGGCCACUCACACCUGCGCAAGCUCCACAGGCUGACCUGCCAUGUCCACCCCAUGCCCAGAGGGGCUUCUAGUCCUGGAUGUGCCCUCACCCAGCCCCUGGGAGAAGGCACUGUAACAACAGGUGAAGAGGGGGCUGACUGAGCCUCAGCAACUGCUGCAGAUACUGUCCCCUGACAAUGUAACAGCCUGGAGGCGCAGGGGUGAAGAGUGGCAGCCACCCUGGCCGCUGAGUAUUUUAGAGGGAGCUGGCUGGGGAAGACGGUGGCGUGCUGCCAGGUCCCCCUGCUCCCC
Molecule: messenger RNA, 3205 nt
Organism: Symphalangus syndactylus (siamang)
Lineage: Eukaryota; Metazoa; Chordata; Mammalia; Primates; Hylobatidae
Gene: B3GNT8
Product: UDP-GlcNAc:betaGal beta-1,3-N-acetylglucosaminyltransferase 8
Biological process (GO): poly-N-acetyllactosamine biosynthetic process; protein O-linked glycosylation
Cellular component (GO): Golgi membrane
Molecular function (GO): protein N-acetylglucosaminyltransferase activity
Source: RefSeq, a predicted model, not a curated record